AUGACAGUCGUCGCGUUUCGUCGUUUUCUAUUCUUGAUUAGCUUGCUAUGGGUUCUGCAUGUGACGGCAACAAGACACUUCAAUGGCGACAAUGAGGGUUUUCUCAAUAAGCGAACUGAUCUUCCUGCCGAAUACUCAACACCUGACUAUUAUCCAACCCCUAUAGGAGGAUGGGUCGACGAAUGGACCGAUGCAUACGUAAAAGCUCAGAAGAUUGUCAGCAGCAUGACCUUAGCAGAAAAGGUCAACCUCACUUCCGGAACAGGGUACUUGAUGGGGCCUUGUGUUGGCAACACGGGGAGUGCACUAAGAUUCGGAAUACCGAAUCUCUGUCUCCAAGACGGUCCUCUCGGCAUUAGAAACACGGAAAACAAUACUGCAUUUCCAGCAGGGGUAACUACAGGCGCGACCUGGGACAAGCAGUUGAUGUACGCCCGUGGCGUCGCUAUUGGUGAGGAGGCACGCGGGAAAGGUAUCAAUGUACAGAUGGGCCCUGUUGUUGGCCCUUUGGGACGCAAGCCACGGUCUGGCAGAACCUGGGAAGGGUUUGGGGCAGAUCCAUCGCUGCAGGGUAUCGCAGCAGCAGAGACGAUCAAAGGAAUGCAAAGCACUGGGGUAAUUGCAACCCUGAAGCAUUACAUUCUGAACGAGCAGGAGAUGUAUCGAAUGACGAAUGUUCUCCAGCGGGGCUAUUCAUCAGAUAUAGAUGAUCGCACUCUCCACGAAAUUUACCUGUGGCCAUUUGCAGAAGGUGUGAGGGUUGGAGUUGGGUCUAUUAUGGCUUCCUACAACGAUGUUAAUGGCACGCUGGCUACGCAAAAUAGCAUGCUACUGAAUGGACUCCUCAAAGAUGAACUUGGCUUCCAGGGGUUUGUUGUGUCUGAUUGGUAUGCACAAUUCUCUGGUGUGGGAUCUGCAUUGGCUGGGCUAGAUAUGACCAUGCCAGGAGACGGUGCCGUCCCCUUACUUGGGGAUAGUUUCUGGAACUUUGAGCUUUCAAGAUCUAUUCUCAAUGGAACAAUUCCUAUUGAGAGACUAAACGAUAUGGUGACUCGGAUUGUAGCAACAUGGUACAAGCUGGGGCAAGAUGAGGACUAUCCGCUCCCGAAUUUCUCUACUAAUACUGAGGAUGCAACUGGUCCACUAUAUCCAGGAGCUCUGAUCUCACCUAGUGGUGUCGUAAAUCAAUUCGUUAAUGUACAAGCCAACCAUAAUACCGUGGCAAAGGCCGUUGCACGUGAUGCUAUAACCCUACUGAAGAAUACAAAUAAUACGCUGCCACUUAGCAAGGAUGCGUCACUGAAAGUCUUCGGUACUGAUGCAGGCGCAAACUCCGGCGGCCUAAACUCUUGUAGCGACCAAGGUUGUGACAAUGGUGUUCUGACUAUGGGCUGGGGAAGUGGAACUGCGAGGCUGCCAUAUCUGAUCACUCCACAGGAUGCAAUUGCUAAUGCAACUACAAACACGGAGUUUUACAUCUCAGACACGUUUCCAUCAUCGGUCAACAUAUCUUCGGGAGAUAUUGCUAUUGUUUUUAUUAACGCUGACUCCGGUGAGAACUACAUCACCGUUGAAGAAAAUCCUGGCGACCGCACUUCUGCCAAUCUCUACGCAUGGCACAAUGGUGACCAACUCGUGCAAGAUGCGUCAGCAAAAUUCAAUACUGUGGUGGUUGUGGUCCACUCAGUCGGGCCGAUCAUAAUGGAGAAAUGGAUCGAUCUACCAUCUGUGAAAGCUGUCCUGGCUGCACACCUACCCGGUCAAGAGGCUGGCGAUUCUCUUGUAGAUAUAUUAUUUGGCGACUACAGCCCCAGUGGUCACUUGCCAUACACAGUUCCUCACAAUGAAUCGGAAUACCCUACCAGUGUAGGGCUGAUCAAUCAAGUAAUCGGCCAGAUUCAGGAUACGUAUAGUGAACGAAUCUAUAUCGACUAUCGACACUUUCUUCAAGCAAAUAUAACACCGAGAUACCCAUUUGGCUAUGGGCUCUCGUAUACAAGUUUCAAUUUAUCUGGUGCAGAAGUCACUUCCAGAACGUUACUAACGCAGUAUCCUCCAGCAAGGGCAGCCAAAGGUCCAACGCCAGCAUAUUCCACAAGCAUCCCUCCAGCAUCACAGGUUGCGUGGCCAGAAGACUUUAACCAUAUCUGGAGAUAUCUUUAUCCAUAUUUGGAUGAUCCCAGCGCAGCAACAUCUACAGCACCGUAUCCUUAUCCGACUGGAUAUACAACAACACCACACCCUGUUCCACGCGCAGGGGGUUCUCAAGGUGGAAAUCCAGCAUUAUGGGAUAUUGUAUUUACUAUCAAUGUCACUGUCACAAAUGUUGGUGACCGUAGCGGCCGUGCCGUUGUGCAGCUCUACGUCGAGUUGCCAGCGGACACGUUGGGCGUUGAUUUACCACCAAGACAAUUGCGCCAGUUUGAGAAAACGUCAAUACUAUUACCAGGCGAAUCGGAAUCCCUUGGCUUGACGGUUACGAGGAAAGACCUUAGCGUCUGGGAUGUUGUUGUCCAGGACUGGUUGGCACCUGUUGAUGGACAGGGUAUCAAAUUCUGGCUUGGAGAAAGCGUGGCGAUGGAAGACAUGAGAGUCCUUUGUACCGUUGGACAAGAGUGUGAAAAUAUUUGA
Messenger RNA from Talaromyces rugulosus, 2631 nucleotides. RefSeq lists its product as uncharacterized. Gene Ontology annotation, molecular function: beta-glucosidase activity. Gene Ontology annotation, biological process: glucan catabolic process. The record is from RefSeq and is a predicted model, not a curated record. The coding region runs from base 1 to 2631 and encodes 876 amino acids. Lineage: Eukaryota; Fungi; Ascomycota; Eurotiomycetes; Eurotiales; Trichocomaceae. The transcript has 3 exons.